AGGUGCGCAGACGUCUCUCCGUCGCCUCCUGCACAGUCAAGAGUCCAGAUAUGGACAAGGAUUACGUUGGUUUUGCUACUCUGCCCACCCAAGUCCACAGGAAAUCCGUGAAGAAGGGCUUCGACUUCACCCUGAUGGUGGCAGGGGAAUCCGGUCUGGGGAAAUCCACCCUCAUCAACAGCCUUUUCUUGACAGACCUGUAUACCGAUCGGACAGUUCUGGAUGCUGAAGCCAGGAUCCCCCAGACGCUGGAGAUUGUCAAACAUGCUGUGGAUAUUGAAGAAAGGGGGGUGAAGGUGAAAUUGACUGUGAUUGACACCCCAGGAUUUGGAGAUGCCGUGAAUAAUGUCGAGUGCUGGAAGCCAAUUGCCCAUUACAUCGAUUGCCAGUUUGAGCAGUAUUUUCGGGACGAGAGCGGCCUCGACCGCAAGAAUAUUCAGGAUAGCCGUGUUCACUGCUGCCUCUACGUCCUCUCACCUUUUGGACAUGGGCUCCGCCCCCUGGAUACAGCAUUCCUGUGUGCCAUUCAUGACAAAGUCAAUAUUGUACCUGUGAUUGGAAAGGCGGAUUGCUUGACUCCAGCAGAGGUACAACAGAAGAAAGAGAAGAUCCGGCAAGAGUUAGAAGAAAACGGGAUAAACAUUUACGAGUUUCCUGAGUGUGACUCGGAUGAAGAUGAAGGAUUCAAAGCUCAGGAUGCUGAGAUGAAGCGCAGCAUCCCCUUUGCUGUAAUUGGGUCUACUCAGGUGGUGAGAGACUUGAAGGAAAAAGUCUUCCGGGGAAGGGAAUAUCCCUGGGGAACAGUGGAAGUGGAGAAUUCAGCUCACUGCGACUUCCUCAAACUUCGGAACAUGCUGAUUCAAACCCACAUGCAGGACUUAAAGGACGUGACCCACGAAGUCCAUUACGAAAACUACCGGGCUCAGUGCAUCCAGAACUUGUCCAGGAUCGGGGGCCGGGAUCGCAGCAGCCGCGCGAAGCUGUCUCGUCAAGGCGCUACCGAGCUGCCACUUCUGCCUCUGGCUCCUGACGCGGAGAAAUUAAUCCGUGAGAAAGACGAGGAGCUCCGCCGAAUGCAGGAAAUGUUGGAGAGGAUGAAGGAACAGAUGCUACAGAGUCAGGUGGAGCAAUCAGAUGGUCUCUGAAGCGGCUUCCUGCCCUUCUGUGGGAAUCCUGGAAUGGAGAAAGAGUCCAAUCUCCUUCCACCUGGCAAAAGGCGAAGACAUUAUUUAGCUCAGGAGAGCGCCGUGUUCACGCUGAUGGGGGAGUUUUUUGGAAGGGCGGUGGGUGGGACUGUUUAGGGAAUUCUCCAACUGGAUUGCCUGUCUGUCGCUGGUAUGUAUCCUUCUUUCUUGGCACAAUCAAAGAGCUCACUGGAAUGCAACUGCUUCAACAAAUUCACGAGAGAAUUCAAAGAAAAUAAAAUAUAUUUUUUUGCACAA
Messenger RNA from Sphaerodactylus townsendi, 1442 nucleotides. It is a transcript of the gene SEPTIN1, whose product is annotated as septin 1. Gene Ontology annotation, cellular component: septin ring; microtubule cytoskeleton; cell division site. The transcript has 11 exons. The record is from RefSeq and is a predicted model, not a curated record. Gene Ontology annotation, molecular function: GTPase activity; GTP binding; molecular adaptor activity. Bases 51 to 1145 code for a protein of 364 amino acids. Gene Ontology annotation, biological process: cytoskeleton-dependent cytokinesis; regulation of exocytosis. NCBI's taxonomy places the organism in Eukaryota, Metazoa, Chordata, Lepidosauria, Squamata, Sphaerodactylidae.